Molecule: messenger RNA, 2922 nt
Organism: Triticum turgidum subsp. durum (durum wheat)
Lineage: Eukaryota; Viridiplantae; Streptophyta; Magnoliopsida; Poales; Poaceae
Source: the annotation of a GenBank genome assembly
AUGGCCAUGGCCAGCAGGCAGGAGGGGAGCCUCGACGCCGUGCUCAAGGAGGCCGUCGACCUGGAGCACAUCCCGAUCGAUGAAGUGUUUGAGAACCUUCGGUGCAGCCAUGAGGGGCUCACUUCCGAGCAGGCGCAGCAGCGGCUGCAGAUCUUCGGCCCGAACAAGCUCGAGGAGAAGGAGGAGAGCAAGUUCCUCAAGUUUCUGGGGUUCAUGUGGAACCCACUCUCAUGGGUCAUGGAGGCUGCGGCGAUCAUGGCCAUCGCGUUGGCCAACGGAGGGGGGAAGCCGCCAGAUUGGCAAGACUUUGUCGGUAUCAUCACGCUGCUACUUAUAAACUCCACCAUCAGUUUCAUAGAGGAGAACAAUGCCGGAAAUGCCGCCGCCGCGCUUAUGGCCCGCCUUGCACCAAAAGCCAAGGUUCUCCGUGACGGUCGUUGGACCGAGGAGGAGGCAGCCGUCCUUGUGCCUGGGGACAUCAUCAGCAUCAAACUUGGAGAUAUCAUUCCUGCCGACGCACGCCUCCUAGACGGCGACCCUUUGAAGAUUGAUCAGUCCGCCCUGACCGGAGAAUCACUGCCAGCCACCAAAGGCCUUGGUGACGGCGUCUACUCUGGUUCGACGGUCAAGCAGGGCGAGAUCGAGGCUGUUGUCAUAGCAACUGGUGUGCACACUUUCUUUGGAAAGGCCGCACAUCUCGUUGACUCCACUAACCAAGUUGGCCAUUUCCAGCAGGCAAGCUUGACAAGCCUCGGAUGCUUCCAUCGAUCUGGCACCGUGUUAACAGCCAUCGGGAACUUUUGUAUUUGCUCGAUCGCCGUGGGAAUGUUCAUCGAGAUCAUUGUCAUGUAUCCUAUCCAGCACAGGGCGUACCGCCCUGGGAUCGACAACCUUUUGGUGCUCCUCAUUGGAGGCAUUCCCAUAGCGAUGCCCACAGUCUUGUCGGUCACCAUGGCGAUUGGGUCUCAUCGCUUGUCUCAACAGGGAGCUAUAACAAAGCGAAUGACUGCAAUUGAAGAGAUGGCCGGCAUGGAUGUUCUUUGCAGUGAUAAAACUGGAACCCUGACUCUAAAUAAGCUCAGUGUGGACAAGAACCUAAUCGAGGUUUUUGAAAAAGGAGUGACUCAAGACCAGGUAAUUCUGAUGGCUGCUAGAGCAUCCCGGAUAGAAAAUCAAGAUGCCAUUGAUACAGCAAUAGUUGGGAUGCUAGGCGAUCCAAAAGAGGCGCGUGCUGGUAUUCAAGAGGUUCAUUUUCUGCCGUUCAAUCCUACCGACAAAAGAACUGCCUUGACAUACAUCGAUGGUGAUGGAAAGAUGUGUCGUGUUAGCAAAGGUGCACCAGAGCAGAUUCUCAACCUGGCCCACAACAAGUCAGAGAUCGCACAAAAAGUCCACACUGUCAUCGACAAGUUCGCGGAACGUGGACUUCGGUCACUUGGUGUAGCAUAUCAGGACGUGCCAGACGGGAGGAAAGAGAGCCCGGGUAGCCCGUGGCAUUUUGUUGCUCUCUUGCCACUCUUUGAUCCACCGAGGCACGACAGCGCAGAAACAAUUCAAAGGGCACUUAACCUUGGUGUGAAUGUGAAGAUGAUCACAGGCGACCAGCUCGCGAUUGGGAAGGAAACAGGGCGUCGUCUAGGAAUGGGUACAAACAUGUACCCUUCAUCUGCUUUGCUGGGGCAGAACAAGGAUGAGUCUAUUGCUGAUUUACCAGUCGAUGAUCUAAUUGAGAAAGCCGAUGGUUUUGCUGGCGUAUUCCCAGAACACAAAUAUGAGAUUGUGAAACGCCUACAAGCACGGAAGCACAUUUGUGGAAUGACUGGCGAUGGCGUAAACGAUGCACCAGCCCUAAAGAAAGCUGAUAUUGGUAUAGCGGUUGCCGAUGCGACAGAUGCAGCGAGGAGUGCUUCUGAUAUCGUACUCACCGAACCUGGUCUAAGUGUGAUCAUUAGUGCCGUCCUUACCAGUCGAGCGAUUUUCCAGCGGAUGAAGAACUACACUAUCUAUGCGGUCUCAAUUACAAUACGUAUUGUGCUUGGAUUUAUGCUACUUGCCCUCAUAUGGGAAUUUGAUUUCCCGCCAUUUAUGGUCCUGAUCAUAGCAAUUCUGAAUGAUGGUACCAUAAUGACAAUAUCCAAGGAUCGAGUAAAGCCUUCUCCACUACCUGACAGCUGGAAGUUGGCUGAAAUUUUCACAACAGGGGUGGUUCUUGGCGGAUACUUGGCAAUGAUGACUGUCAUUUUCUUCUGGGCUGCAUACAAGACUAACUUUUUCCCUAGGGUCUUCCAUGUAAAAAGCCUUGAGAAGACCACUCAAGAUGACUUCAAAAUGCUUGCCUCUGCUGUAUACCUUCAAGUCAGCACCAUCAGCCAAGCUCUCAUCUUCGUUACAAGGUCUCGAAGCUGGUCGUUCGUCGAGCGCCCCGGCUUUCUCCUGGUCUUCGCUUUCUUCGUCGCACAGCUGAUAGCUACACUGAUCGCUGUAUACGCUGACUGGGGAUUCACUUCGAUCAAAGGCAUCGGAUGGGGCUGGGCUGGCAUCGUGUGGCUCUACAACAUCGUCUUCUACUUCCCGCUUGACAUCAUCAAGUUCUUCAUCCGAUACGCUCUGAGCGGCAAAGCAUGGGAUCUUGUCAUUGACCAAAGAAUCGCGUUUACAAGGAAGAAGCACUUUGGCAAGGAAGAGAGGGAGCUCAAGUGGGCCCAUGCACAAAGGACGCUCCAUGGGCUGCAGCCACCGGAUGCCAAGCUGUUCCCUGAGAAGGCGGCCUACAACGAGCUCAGUCAGAUGGCCGAGGAGGCGAAACGGAGGGCCGAGAUUGCAAGGCUCAGGGAGCUCCACACUCUCAAGGGGCAUGUGGAGUCAGUUGUGAAGCUGAAGGGCCUCGACAUCGGCACCAUUCAGCAAUCUUACACCGUGUGA